Messenger RNA from Rotaria socialis, 2727 nucleotides. The record is from the annotation of a GenBank genome assembly. Lineage: Eukaryota; Metazoa; Rotifera; Eurotatoria; Philodinida; Philodinidae.
AUGGAUUUUUCGCCUGCAUUUAGUGAUGUUCAUUCACAUCAAAGUGAUUUACAUUCAUCCCCAAUGUCUUUACCACCGUCAGCAACACCACGCAGUGUUGCACCAAAAGAAGAGUCAUAUACAGUAAACAUGGAUACAUUAACACAUCAAUAUCCACCAUUGAGUUCGAGAAUAACAACAAACAUGGGUCCACCACCGUCUGUUUCAUCCUAUCAUCCAAAUUCCGUUGCACCAUCAACACCAUUUUCAGCAGCAACACCAUAUACGCCACGGCCAGCUGAUGUUUCGCAUUUACAACCAAGUUUACAAAAUAUUGUAUCAACAGUUAACCUUGGUUGUCCAUUAGAUUUAAAACGUAUUGCAUUACAAGCUCGUAAUGCUGAAUAUAAUCCAAAACGUUUCGCUGCUGUCAUUAUGCGUAUUCGAAAUCCACGUACAACAGCAUUAAUAUUUGGUUCAGGAAAAAUGGUUUGUACUGGCGCUAAAAGUGAAGAAGACUCAUUACAAGCUGCACGACGAUAUGCUCGAGUCAUACAAAAACUUGGUUUUCCUGCUAAAUUUCGAGAUUUUAAAAUUCAAAAUAUGGUUGGCAGCGUUGAUGUUAAAUUUCCUAUUCGAUUGGAAGCACUUGUAUUAAAACAUUAUCAAUUUUGCAGUUAUGAACCAGAAUUAUUUCCUGGUUUAAUCUAUCGAAUGAUGCAACCAAAAAUUGUAUUACUCAUUUUUGUUUCUGGCAAAGUCGUAUUAACUGGAGCAAAAGUUCGACGAGAAAUUCAUGAAGCAUUUGAACUGGUACGUAGUCGUGGAACCGCUCGUGGACGGGGUCGUGGUCGAGGUCGAGGCAGUGCUCGAGGUACUAGCCGAGGCAGUGCACGAGGUACUAGCCGAGGCAGAGGGCGUGGUGCAGCUCGUGGUGGACGUCGGGGAGGUAGUCGAACAGGUUACCAACGACGCUCAAAUGCUGAUCAACAGCAAGCAACUCCAAUUGUUGACCUUGAUAUCAACAAUGAUCCAAAACCAUUUUUUGUCAAUGCAAGUGUAACAUUAGAUCAACAUAUUCAAGCACAGACAAGCAAUUUGCCACGCUAUUUAGCUACACUAUUUUCACUUGAUUCGAAUAGUGUUGAAAUAGGCCAAAAAGCUAAAGCUUGUGCACUAGCUGCUGCCUGGUGUCGUCAUGACCAUAAAUUAGCCAAUAAUCUCUUGAGACAUCGGCGUUUAUUUACUCUAACUGAAGUUCUCAAAGCAGUAACCAUGCUAGAUGCUGCUCGGCAAAUUCGUGUUUAUGAAAAAAAACUGAAACGUCUUGAAUUGAGCAAAACAAAAACAAAAGCGGUUAAAUUAGGAAAAAUAAAAAAUAACAUUGAUAAUUUAAAUAAACUUAAACCAACAAGUGGUUCAGCUAGUGGUGCUGUUGCACGACAUAUUCAACGUUGGACAAAAACAUUGACGAAGCAAGAAUUAGAAUACUUUGCUUUACAUAUGCCAACGGAACCAUGGAAAAAACUGGCUGAUAUUGUCCAUUUUCAUCCAGAAAAGGAUUUUCCUGAAUUACCAUGGUUUCUACCAUUCUGUUUUGGUUCACCAGCACCAGCUGAAACUAUGGUUGCACGUUGUCGAGAUAUAACAAAUGAAAAUGUGAAUGAUUUAUUAAAAGAAUUUUCUAUUCCAUAUUCACAUUUGAAACAAUUUAAAGAGCAUUUAAAUGAAGCAUCGAAAGCUAAAAUUGCUGCAAAAGAAGAUAAACUCGAUACGAUUCUAUGGUAUUAUGAAGAUCUUCAAUGUUCAGCUGUUGAUGAAAUUAUCAGUGAACGAUUACGUGAGGGCGAACAAAUUACUUUACCUUAUGGUAAAUUAAUGGAACGUCUUUUACUUUGUCGAAUGUUACGAGAUGGUAUAUCGUCAACUGCAGGACGAUAUGGACGCCGCAGUGAAACUCCAGCUGCUUCCAAUCAACCAUUACAUCCGGAUAAAGCAAAAUUUUAUCCAGACCUACUGCCAGCAGCACAAGCUCAACUUGAGAAAAUCAAACUACCAUUAGAAUCCCCCGUAGCUGUUAUUGGUGAUGCGUCAGGUUCAAUGGAAGUUGCUAUUCGUACGGCAACUAUUCUUUCGUCACUAUUGACGGCAAUUUGUUCCGCUAAACUUAACUUCUUCAAUGAUAAAGUAUUCGAAGCAGCUUUUGUCCCGAAAACUCUUGAAGAUGUUCUCUCAUUAGCGCUUGUAACAAAAGCUGAUGGAUCAACAGCAAAUGCUGCUGGCCUUGUACCAUAUUAUGAUGCUAAAGAAGUCAUCAAAACAUUUGUUAUGGUUACAGACGAAGAAGAAAAUGCUAAUGGUACGAUAGCUGACGGCUCAUCAAUGCGAUUUUUCGAACUAUUUAUGAAAUAUCGUGCUGAAGUUUAUCCAGCUAAGCUUGUAUUUAUUUCUUUUCUUUCUCAUCAGCAUGCUCAAGGUGAAAUGUAUUCCCAAUUUCAAAAUGCAAACGUACCGGAUGUUCUUCAAUUUAAAUUCAAUCGUGAACGCCCUGAUCUAACCAAAAUCGAUAAUUUACUUGGUGUUUUAUCAACAGGUUCUUCAGCUUCAUUUGAUACUAAUCUCGAACCAUUACAAGCAGAAUUUCAACAAAAUGGUAUUGAAGCUGUCAUAACACGAUUAAUUGAAAAACAAGAUGAAAAUUCUAUGGCAAUGGAUAUUGAUAUGGGUAAAACAACAGCUGGAAAUUAA